AUGAUCGAAUCACUCACCAAGGCUUUCAUCGCCGCAUCCUGUGGUAUACUCGUCGACGAGGGCAAACUGAGCUGGACCGAACCGCUAUCCACAUACAUACCCUUUACCCAAAACAAGAAUCCUGUCAUAGGCGAGCGUAUGAGUUUGUCAGACGCUCUGUCUCAUUCCAGCGGAUUUCCUCAGCUCGAUAUCGCGUGGUACGGAUCCUUCGGCGAGACACUGAUGUUUCCACAACAUUUACUGCAGAUUACUGCCAACAUGCCAGCUCACGACGAUGCCUUUCGAAAGAAAUUUCAUUACUCCAACUGGCCAUACGCCCUAGCGGGUAAAGUGAUUGAAGCUGUAGGCGGUAAAGAUUCCGCGGGCGGCGGCUGGGGGCGGUUCGUAAAAAGGAGGAUCUUCAAUCCGCUCUGGAUGACUCGAUCGACUUGUUCGCGAAACGACAUUCAGGGCGGUAAUUUGGCUGAGCCGCAUAUAGUCCUGGGCGAUGGAAAUUGCAACGUUGCGGGUCCAGAGCGUUUACCUGCGCCUCAAGUUUCAGACAGGACUAUUUGCGGAGCGGCAAUGGCGAUGUGGUCGAACAUCCCAGAUAUGCUCAUCUGGUCGCGAGCAGUGAUGGAACGCUUGGAUGAAGAGAAAGCGGGGAACAAGAACAAUUCAACCAGCUUGAUGAACCCGCUCAGGCAUAUCAGUCAAAUCACGUCCCAGAAAUUCCCCGUCACAGAUGACACCGUCAACGAGAACACUUAUGGAUUUGGAUGGGCAAGACACAUGAUCCCUUCGACACAACUCGGGUGGCUCUCCACCAACGGGCCGCAGAAAGACGAUAUCAUCGGUCGAGAAUCGCGGCCGCGACUAACGCUAUACCACGGAGGCUAA
Molecule: messenger RNA, 879 nt
Organism: Alternaria arbusti
Lineage: Eukaryota; Fungi; Ascomycota; Dothideomycetes; Pleosporales; Pleosporaceae
Exons: 1
Coding region: 1-879 (292 amino acids)
Source: RefSeq, a predicted model, not a curated record